GAGAGAGCUAGACAGGUUCCCCCGUAACCUCCAGCAAUUCUGAUAAAACAAUCCAAGUUUGGCCAAUUUCUCCUUCUCCUUCUUGCAGCGAAUACUCUUUCAUCCAGGCAGCAUUCUGCUAUUUAAUUGAACGGAAGAAUGUCAUAUAGAGUCAUAGAUUCAUGCAGCACAGAACCAGGUCCUCAGUCCCAACUUGCCCAUACCGGCAUUGAUGCCCCAUCUAUGCUCGUUCCACCUGCCUGCAUUUCACGACAAGUCAAGUCAAGUCACUUUUAUUUCUAUAGCACAUUUAAAAAACAACUCUCAUUGGCCAAAGUGCUUUACAUUGGUGGAGGUACUAACGUUAUACAACAUUGGUUCAUAGAUUAAGUACAUACAUCACUACAUACAUGUAGCCCUCCCUCAGAGGACGUCAAGAAAGGCUUGAGGGUAAAGAUGAGGUUUAAGUCUCGACUUAAAGGAGUCGAUGGAGGGGGCUGUUCUGAUGGGAAGAGGGAUGCUGUUCCAUAGUCUAGGAGCUGCAACCGCAAAGGCACGGUCGAUCGCCCCUGAGCUUAUGCCUAGACCGCGGGAUGUUCCAUAUCCCUGUAAAUUUCCCUUGCCAUGUACCUGUCCAAAUGUAUUUAAAUGUUGUUCUAGCACCUGCCUCAGCUACCUCUGGCAGCUUGAUCCAUUUCCCCAACAUUCUCUGUGUGAAAAUUUUGUCCCUGAAGUUGAGUCACCUCUUACCUUAAAUCUACAUCCUCCUGAUACCUUGAGUACUAUGGUUACACACCUGUUCUCCCUACUCUGGGUACAUUUAUUUUUAACAUAAUACAUUUGGGCGGAGUGCAGGAAAGAGUGGGAACUGGUGAAUGCUAAAAAUUGCAAGGUGUUAAAAACUGUUUAACACCGAUUAUACUGUAUUUCCCUGUGGAUGCAUGUAGUAAACUAAGCAACGGAAAUGUCCUCAAAUUUUAAUAUGAACUGAUCCAGCACCAGCCCACACCCUCUAAUUGUGUGAAAACAUCAGCAGAAGAAGGCUGCAAGAUUGCGAAAGAUAGUGAUUUAAAAAUAAAACACUGCCUUGUCCAAUUUGUUUAAGAAGGAACUGCAGAUGCUGGAAAAUGCUGGAGAAACACAACGGGUGAGGCAGCAUCUAUGGGGCGAAGGAAAUAGGCGAUGUUUUGGAUCGAGACCCUUCUUCAGACUGGAUAUGGGCCAAACGUUCACAGUUGGGACCAACUGAGAAGGGGGCAUAUUGGUCGGCAUGGACGAGUUGGGCCGAAGGGCCUGUUUUCGUGCUGUGUGGACUCUGUGAGUCAAAUAAAGAGCCAUGCAAAACCAAAAAAAAUGCACAAGGCGAGGCAAGAAAGACAACGAUUGGAGUGGAGAUGAAAUGCAAGGGCAGAAUGGAUGCAAGGGGAGUGGGGAUGUCGCUUUAAAUGCCCAGGCGAGAUGUUGCAGUCGUAACCAAUUGUAGAGAAGGUGUAGAAUGCCGGGGAUGCUGGGAAUGUGAAGUCAAGGCUGGCAGGCUGGUUGGCUGGGAUAAGCUGAAUGGUGAGAGACUGAGCUGCAUUCCUGAGAUGCUGCCUCGCCCACUGAGUUUCUCCAGCUUUUUUGUCUACCUUCGAUUUUUCCAGCAUUUGCAGUUCUUUCUUAAACUAAGAUAAUAAAGGCGCAGGACACACAAGUUGAGCUCUUGACUGUGGGAUUGGUCCGAGGUUUUCAAGUGCAAUUGCGCCAGCAAUUCAGCCUUCCCCUGCAGGACAAGUUGUGAUUUUUGAAUGCAUUGACUCCAGGAACAGGCGUCUCGCUGAGACAAGACAUAACUGCAGAGAACUCUCUCCAACCUGUGCAGGCCUUGCCUCCAGCCACCCAUGGAGAUGCAGUAACAAGCUUCAAGAGGCAGCAGAGGCGCCGACUGACUGCUCCCUUCUCCCGGCCAUCCCCGACUACGGUUGCUCCUCGACCCGUCCAGAGCCGCCAUGUACGGUAGCUCUCGGACCGUGGGCCACGUGGAAGGCAGCCCGUCCCGGUCUCCACGGCUUCCCCGCUCCCCGCGACUGGGGCACCGGAGGACCAACAGCAGCGGGACGGGGGGUGCCGGGAAAACCUUGUCGAUGGAGAACAUCCAGUCACUGAACGCUGCCUACGCUACCUCGGGGCCCAUGUACCUGAGCGACCACGAGGGCGUGGCCUCCACUAGCUUUCCCAAAGGGACCAUGACUCUGGGCAGGGCCACCAACCGGGCAACGUACGGAGGUCGGGUCACGGCCAUGGGCAGCAGUCCCAACAUCGCCUCGGCCGGGCUACCUCCCGGUGUGGACGCCCUGUCCUUCGCCGAUCACCACCACCACCCUCCGUCCCACCUGGUCACCCCCUCCCCUCACCACCACCACCACCACCUACACCAGGUGCCCUCCUCCACCCUGAGGCAGGUGCGUGACAGCACCCUCAUCGACCUGCAGGUGCAGCUGAAGGACUUGCAGCGGGAGAACGACACCCUCCGCAAGGAACUGGACAUCAAAGACACCAAGCUGGGCUCGUCCAUGAACAGUAUCAAAACCUUCUGGAGCCCCGAGCUGAAGAAGGAGCGAGUGCUGAGGAAAGAAGAGGCAGCGCGCAUGUCGGUGCUGAGGGAACAGAUGAGAGUGUCACACGAGGAAAGUCAGCCUUUGGAUGCAAGAAGAUCAAAGCAUCUACAGUUGACCAUUCAAGCACUGCAAGAUGAGCUCCGAACCCAGAGAGACCUGAAUCACCUCCUUCAGCAGGAGAAUGUCAGCAGGGGAGCAGAGCAUUAUACCAUUGAGCUCACCGAAGAGAAUUUUCGCAGGUUGCAGGCAGAACACGAACGGCAGGCCAAGGAGCUGUUUCUUUUGAGAAAAACUUUGGAGGAAAUGGAGCUGAGGAUCGAGACGCAGAAACAAACGUUGAACGCCAGGGACGAGUCGAUUAAGAAACUGCUGGAGAUGCUGCAAAACAAGGGGUUGCCCUCCAAAUCUAUGGAGGAGGAACACGAGAGAAAUCGGAGGAUAUCUGAGGCAGAAUCGCAGGUCAAUCAUCUGGAGGUGAUACUGGAUCAAAAGGAGAAAGAAAAUAUUCACCUUCGGGAGGAACUACACCGGAGAUCCUCCCUACAGCCAGAGUCCGCAAAAACAAAGGCCUUACAAACCGUCAUUGAAAUGAAGGAUACGAAGGUUGCUUCAUUGGAGAGAAAUAUCAGAGAUCUAGAAGAUGAAAUUCAAAUGUUAAAGACAAAUGGAGCUCUGAGCACUGGCGACCGCGAGGAGGAGCUGAAACAAAUGGAAGUUUACAAGAGUCACUCAAAGUUCAUGAAGAAUAAGAUCGAUCAGUUAAAACAGGAUUUGUCCAAGAAGGAAUCGGAACUUCUGGCCUUACAGACCAAGCUGGAAACGCUGAAUAAUCAAAAUUCUGAUUGCAAGCAACAUAUUGAGGUGCUCAAAGAAUCACUCACUGCCAAAGAACAGCGGGCUGCCAUACUUCAAACUGAGGUGGAUGCCUUGAGACUUCGGCUGGAAGAGAAGGAAAGCUUUCUGAACAAAAAGACAAAACAACUGCAGGACCUUACGGAGGAAAAGGGGACACUUGCCGGGGAAAUCCGUGACAUGAAGGAUAUGCUGGAAGUGAAAGAGAGGAAGAUUAAUGUUCUCCAGAAAAAGAUUGAAAAUCUUCAGGAACAACUUAAAGACAAAGAUAAGCAGCUGAACAACUUGAAAGAUCGAGUGAAGUCACUGCAGACGGAUUCCAGCAAUACAGAUACAGCUUUGGCAACACUAGAAGAAGCUUUAUCAGAGAAGGAGAGAAUUAUCGAACGUCUCAAGGAGCAACGUGAAAGAGAUGAUCGUGAAAGAGUGGAAGAGGUUGAAUCGUAUAAAAAAGAAAAUAAAGAUCUUAAAGAGAAGAUUAACAAUUUGCAAGCAGAACUGGCAGAGAAAGAGUCUAGUUUGAUUGACUUGAAGGAACACGCGUCCUCUUUAGCUUCAACCGGCUUAAAGAAAGAUUCCCGAUUAAAAACUCUGGAAAUUGCUAUCGAGCAAAAAAAGGAAGAAUGCAGUAAGUUGGAAGCACAGUUGAAGAAGCAAGCUGAGCAGUUGUUCAAUCAGAUGUACACUCCAGCUCACGAUGCGGAGGACGGCACUCGGUUGAACCCAGAGAUCUGUGAGAAGAUGAGACAACUGGAGAAAGACGUGGUGUACUACAAAGGGGAGUCUGAUAAAUGCCAGGCCGAAGUUGACCGACUCCUAGAGAUCUUGAAAGAAGUGGAGACUGAGAAAAACGACAGAGAUAAGAAAAUAGCAGAGCUUGAGAGGCAAGUGAAGGAUCAGAGCAAGAAGGUGGCCAACCUGAAGCACAAGGAGCAGAUGGAGAAGAAGAAGAACGCACAACUGCUGGAGGAAGCGCGGAAACGUGAAGACAACCUGACUGACAACUCCCAGCACAUGGAGGAAUCAGUGCAGCAGAAAGAUGACAGGAUUGAAGAACUGGAGGACGCUCUGCGGGAAAGCGUGCAGAUUAACGCGGAGAGGGAGGUGGUUCUCGCCAAGGAAGAGGCUUCUAGAUCCUCUUCAGAGAAGCAGUUGGAGGAGCUGAUGGCCACACUGGAGAGGACCAGGCAGGAGCUGGAUUCCACCAAGGUCCGACUGACCUCCACCCAACAGUCCCUGGCUGAGCGGGAAGCCCACCUCACCAACCUGCGGGUGGAGCGGAGAAAACAGCUGGAGGAGGUGCUGGAGAUGAAACAAGAGGCACUGCUAGCUGCCAUCAGUGAGAAGGACGCAAACAUUGCCUUAUUAGAAUUGUCGGCCUCCAAGAAGAAAAAGACCCAAGAUGAAGUGAUAGCCCUUAAGCGGGAGAAGGACAGACUGGUCCAACAGCUGAAGCAACAGACACAAAACCGGAUGAAAUUGAUGGCAGACAACUAUGAUGAUGACCAUCACCAUCAUCACCACCACCACCAUCACCGCACGCCGGCAAGAUCGCAACACACAAACCACCGGCCCGCUCCUGAUCAGGACGAUGAGGAGGGAAUAUGGGCGUGACAUUGCACCUGAACCAAAGCCACAGUUUUGUUCUGAGGGCUAACAGACGAGCUGGAGCCAGGAGAAAAGGAGGACGUGGCAAUCGAGGAACACACAGACUGCUCGCUGCGACGGAUCUCAGAUCUACGUCCAGACGUCCUGGAGCAAGUGGUGGAAAUAGCUCGAUGCAGCUCCGAUCGUGGGGCAGUGGCAGCUCAAUGUGAAGUGAGAUGAACAAUCUCUUCCCCUCCUGCCAAAUUCACCAUCCUAAACCACUAUACACCGCCAUAGUAUUCUGAAGCCAGUCUGUGUCUGUUUGUAUUAUGAGUAUCAUUCCAACCAUGAUGGCAAUCCCAAUGAUCGGUGGGUGCUGUGAAUGCCCACGUUAUGAGUAGAUGCAUCCCAAUUUCCUUCUUGAGAUACCCAUUGCUUGCAGUUAUCUUCUCACCUGUGUCACCUUCUGCAGGUGCAGCGGCCACAGCCCAAUCCUCGGCUAAUCUCACCGUCUGAACCUUCAGUCGAGGGGGGAACUGAAGAGCCACUAUGAUCUUCUAAUGUCAUAAUGUACGGUGCGUCGAGCUUGCGUGUGUGGGGAGGUGGGGGGGAAAUGUACAAUUUUUACACUGAAAGAAUUACCAAACAGUUGACACGAAUUAUCCUUCUGAACAAAAUAAAAAUGACCUGUGCCUCUCGAAAUGUACAGUACGAUACAUCUGAAUCCGUUUCGUCCAUGCUUGAUUUACAAUAAACAUUGUUGGAGUGGGAGAGUAUUCAAAAUUCCACAAACGGCCUAGCAACUUGGGAAGACUCGGGAAGUGUGAGGAAGGUGUCGGGAAAAGGCAACCAUCGUUCCAUCGCGCUGGUGCGGUGAUGAGCCAUCGUUACACUUAACGACAUCAUUGUGAAAGUUUCUCCAAGACAUUUAGCAACAUUUCUAAGUGUGGAAACUUGUGCAUUUGUACCAAUUCUGAAUUCUUAACGCAUUAUCACACUUAGCGGCAGAGAAAGCUCACUGGUCUGGGCGCACACUCAAUGGAAACCUCACUACUGCUGAAGUGAAACCAAAGCUCAGAGUGUUAUUUUGGUGAAGGGGGCAAAGUUCCCUUAGAACAUGCUCAACACAUCCGCACUCCAAGUCAGUUUUGGGGCAAGUUUUGCGGCUCCCGAGAAGUAGGAAGCAACACUAUGGUCACUUUGGAUUGUGACCCAUUGAGUGGCCAUGACAGACAGUUCUCAAUGUUCUAGAGUCCAACUGAAUACUUGAAGUAACACAUUCUAAUCACAAGGAUCUAAUGUGAAGUAAAUGUCAUAGUAAAUACAUAAAAACAGUGCUGUUUAGCCGCUAGUUCAAUAUAUGUAACGUGCCAAUUUUGGAACAGUUGGGAAGUUGCUGUUCCCAGGUUAGAGUGACACUGAUCAAUAGUUAAACCUCAGAUUAGGGCAUCUAAUACAACUCUUCAGAGGGGGGGAGGAAACUUCCGUUACAUGUUUUACAGAAUUUCAAGAUAUUUUCUUUUGAUUUUCGUUUUGAUACUUCGGCAUAGAGCACUAGUUAAGAUAAACACUGUGACAAACUGACACGAGCGUUUUAUUGUUGUGUCUUUGGUAGACAUUGACUGACAAAUAAAUGACUCCCGUUGAUGCAACUUCUGGCUAGUUCUGGGAAGUGUGAAUGUUCUGCCUGUACUAUAUAUUGUGUCAAUUCAUGUACAGUAAUUUUUGUAUUUGAGAUUUGUGUACCAGAAUGCACGCAACUUCUGUUUGACCUUUAUUUGAAAGUGGAUUAAAAACUUGUUUUCCUAAUAGACUUUUACAGGCGAACCAUAAGGAAGGAAUAUUGACACAAUGCUUAUCUGUCAUGUAACUGUGUAGACUGCUACCUGAAUGUGGUGUGCUGGAAUAUGUAGAGCAGCAAUUCUUCCGAUCGCCCUUCUAAAUGUCCGCGUCACGUUCGAGUGACCUCUUGGUGUCCUGUUCUUCUGUUGCAUGUCACGGAUCCUGCUGUUGAGAUGUGGUGAAAAUGUUGACAUGGUACCACAAGGAAUCCCUAAGUAUGUUGUCCACCAUGGGCAUGUUUUAAAGCAGUACUGUGAGUGCAUCAUUAUCUUGUGGACAUGUAGGAGUAUGUAAGGUGCAAAAACAUUGUCAUUAACAUGCAAGAAAUAUUUAGUGUUGCCCAGCUUGUUUAUAUAUUCAUUAAAUAAAAUUUUCUUUCUGAUAUUAUAGUUGUUGUUUAAUAAAGAAAAGUGUGUUUUUUUUGUGGAAUCCCUGCUUCUUAGUUUCUUUAAGAAUCUAAACCAGCCAUGAUGUAGUAAUGGACGUUUGAUAUAACUUGACGCAGCUGCUCAGUGUCACUGUGGAGGGAGGAACUGCAGAUGCUGGUUUACACCGAUGAUAGACGCAAAGUGCAGGAGUAACUCAGUGGGUCAGGCAGCAUCUGUGGAGAACAUGGAUAGGUGACGUUUUGGGUCAAAAUCUUCUUGUGUGUUCCCCACCAUUUGCCUGUGCCUCCAUGCCUGAAGAAGGGUCUCGACCCGAAACAUCACCUAUUCCUUUUCUCCAGAGAUGCUGCUGCCUGUCCUGCUGAGUUACUCCGGCAUUUUGUGACAACCCUUGGCAUUUUCUUUUGCCAACUCCUAUACUCAACGCACCCACCUGUGAAAGCAAACAUGCCAUAUGCUGUCUUUACCACUCUAAUUCCUUGUGUUGCCACUUUAAUAGAGUUCUGUACUUGGAGCCCAAGAUCCCUCUGCACUAAGGGUUGAUUUUAGGAUGGUGUUUAAGUUGAGUACGCUAGAAAGGGCUCGUCCCACUUUCACGACCUAAUUCAUGACCUUUUUCACUCGUGGACAUUUUUCAUCAUGUUGAAAAAACGCCCCGACCUACUUGAUGCCACGAGUACCUACGACCAGCAUCACG
This is a messenger RNA of Leucoraja erinaceus (little skate), 7940 nucleotides long. It is a transcript of the gene erc2, whose product is annotated as ERC protein 2. Lineage: Eukaryota; Metazoa; Chordata; Chondrichthyes; Rajiformes; Rajidae. Gene Ontology annotation, cellular component: cytoskeleton of presynaptic active zone. Gene Ontology annotation, biological process: neuromuscular synaptic transmission; regulation of synaptic plasticity; maintenance of presynaptic active zone structure. The record is from RefSeq and is a predicted model, not a curated record. Bases 1968 to 5042 code for a protein of 1024 amino acids. The transcript has 22 exons. Gene Ontology annotation, molecular function: structural constituent of presynaptic active zone.